UCGAGUGCGGAGGCGUCUCCAUUGGGAACAUUCCGCAGUCGCGAUUUUAGUUGAAGCUCUGCGGGGAAUGUCGGGCUAGAAGCCCAAGUCGAGUUUCACUUUCACGCAGUUGAGGAACAGGUGAGACGGUCAAGACUUCUGCAGCAUGGACUGCUUUUAUGACCAACAGGUCCCCUUUGUGGUACCAGAGAGUAAAUGUCACUCAGAGGGAAAAGAGCGGUGCCUCAGCGACAGGAAAAGAAAGUUCAUGGAUGCUGGCUUGGCUCAAGACACAGAGGAACUUUUCCAAGAUCUGAGCCAGCUUCAGGAAAUCUGGAUAGCAGAAGCUCAGGCUCCUGAUGAUGAGCAGUUUGUCCCAGAUUUCCAGUCCAAUAACUGGCCGCCAAUCAGCAAAGUGAAGCGAGAGUCCAGCCCAACCAAAGAUCUGUCCCCCUCCAGGACGCGUCACACAGACGUGUGCCUUUACAGCAACGGUACCCAUGACAGGAAAGCAGCUGAAUUCAAGCGUGCCACUGGAGCCGCGCCCCAGCAGCGGGGACUCUCUAACAGUCCCACGAGGCAACUAACAUUAAUGUCCGGCUGCCCCACCCAUCACCACCGCAUGCCACAGGGCAAUCGAAACCAUCAGUUUGCGUUGCCCCACUCUCCCAUUGGCUGCCUCGCUGCAGCCUUGAGUUCAGAGCAGAGGUUUCAGCGGCCGACAUCAGAACCAUGUUUGUCCUUUCUACCGGCAAAGAAAACGGCGAACGUGCUCCACCCUCACUCGAGAGACGCGACCUGCCCGUUGUAUCAGCGGCACCUGCCAGAGCCUCUGGUUCCAGUUGGUGGUGGAGGCAUUUGCAAACAGGAGAUGGUGGAUCCGCGUUAUCCACAGAAAGUGGCCUGUGGUUCUAGCAUGGCGACCUUCAACCAUGUCACCAUCAAGCAAGAGCCAAGGGACUUUGCCCUUGACACAGAGGUUCAAACUUGCCAGUCGUCAUCCUUUGGCAAAACGUCAGUCUUGUACCCGAACGGUGGUGCAGGAUUUGCUCGUGACACAGAAGCACCCUUCUACUAUGACGACACUUGUGUUGUGCCAGACAGACUGGAGGGUAAAGUAAAGCAGGAUGGUUUGCUGUACCAGCGUCGUGGCUCCCUGCAGCUGUGGCAGUUCCUGCUCACACUGCUGGACAACCCGGCCAACGCACAUCUGAUCGUGUGGACAGGGCGUAAUAUGGAAUUCAAACUCAUUGACUCUGAAGAGGUGGCCCGGCUCUGGGGGAUCCAGAAGAACCGACCUGCCAUGAACUAUGACAAGCUGAGCCGCUCACUGAGGUACUACUAUGAGAAGGGCAUCAUGCAGAAGGUAGCUGGAGAGCGAUACGUCUACAAGUUCGUGUGCAACCCCGAGGCCCUCUUCUCCUUGGCAUUCCUAGACAAACAGAGGCCAAGUCUGAAAUCCGACCCAGACGCCCUCCCACCCGCCGGCGAGGAGGAUGGCCUCACUCUGCCCCUCUAUGAGGAGGAGGGUCCUUACUUGGCAGACGGAGGCGAGCAGUGCAUUCAGGGGCUGGCCUUCCCUGAAAGCUGCCUUUACUAGACCACAGUCUAGAUGAUAGCGAUGUGGGAUUUGUGACGUUUAAAAUCUAAAAACGACAUUCCUCCACAGAAGCCCUACAAUUUUUGCAGCCAACAAUCAAAUAAGACACACACUGUGCAGGGUCAAAUCACCGUUUUACCUCGGAGGAUGCACAUUUUUAAAGCAAAUGUUGUCAACCAAAAACGAUCUUUCCAAGCCGUGCAGCUCCUCAACCUGACUGAAAGGGACAUGCUUGUAUUUUUUAGGCGUCCCUGUACUCUUAUAAAUUUGUGAAUUGAAAUGCUGUUUUUGUGUUUGAAAGCUAAUCUUUUUCAUCAUUACAAGAACUCAGUUUGUUUAUGACAAAAAGUAUACCCUCUAUUUUUGAUUCACUGCCACUUUGAUGCUACCAAGCAUGAGGAGUUUUUUCCAAUCAGCUUCAAUGUGCCCACAUAGUUUGCUGCAUUUUGUACAGUAGAGUGAGAGUCGGUUCAGUGUGUAGAAACGUAGUAUAAUUAUUCUGUAUAUGAAUAUAUUUUUGAAAAAGACUGAUGACUUGCACAGUUUCACUUAAUGUGUCAGGGUCGAUCAAUGCCCUUUGCAGAUCACUGCAGGAGAGUAUUGGCCUUCACAUGCUGUACAUGUGCCUUCUGUUAAUCUUCACUGAUACAAAUAAACAAUUUUACUCAAAUAUUCCUUCUCCAUUUCAACCAAAUAUUUUCUUUGUAAUUGGUUUUAAUUAGUAAAAUAAAUUUUACAGUGUCGUCCCCCCCCCCCAAAAAGGUAGAGGUCGGCAACGAACAUUAAUCACCCAAUAAAACUGGUGACAACUAAUGUGAAUUGCGGGACACGUCAUUGUCACUCUGAAUGCACCUCGCCUGUCUCAGCACCCCUUUGCCAUCGAUCCGUCGAGAGGCGCCCCUCACGCCGGCCUUCGCCCCCCAAGCACACCAAAGCUCUGCAAACCCCUGGCAGCCGCGCUGGAGCCCACGUCCUGGCUGCAACCUCAUUGCAUAUGACACAAGUUGGCUUGGCAUUUAUAAACCCCAGGUCGGAUGAACGCAUGCUUCCCCCCCAACUCUUCUUUGUACUUCCUACAUUCCAUACGCGACGUUUCUUUUCAUUACCUUGACAAUGAC
Molecule: messenger RNA, 2697 nt
Organism: Phycodurus eques (leafy seadragon)
Lineage: Eukaryota; Metazoa; Chordata; Actinopteri; Syngnathiformes; Syngnathidae
Product: ETS translocation variant 5-like
Exons: 13
Coding region: 146-1579 (477 amino acids)
Biological process (GO): cell differentiation; regulation of transcription by RNA polymerase II
Cellular component (GO): nucleus
Molecular function (GO): DNA-binding transcription factor activity, RNA polymerase II-specific; sequence-specific DNA binding
Source: RefSeq, a predicted model, not a curated record